UAACACUCAGGCACCUGGGAUCCCUGAGUCUUCCCAGGGACCCAGGAAAGGAGUCGGGGUCAGUCAAGGGUGUUUGGACCCUGGGGAAAGGAGAGCAGUUACUGGUGUGGGCAAGUGGGGCUUCCGGACACGAGAACUCGGAGUACUGGAGGACCUGGGUGUUCUGCCACCCCAGUGGAUUUCGGGCAUGGGCUGGGGUCCCAUCUGGAAGGGCCGGCCGGUGAUCUGUUGGCCCGGGCUCAACCUCAGGCCCGGAAAGGUCCAGGUGCCAGUCGUCAGUUGAGCCUUUCAUUGGCUUUUUCUUUGCCCUCCCCCGCCCCCAUGACCUCUGACCCUUCUGUUGGGCCGUCCGAUUGGUUGCCCGGCGUUCCCCUGGCGUCUCAUUGGCUCUUCUCUCUCGCCCUCCAUCCCUGCUCCUGCACCGGUCUCCGUCUCCCAGCAGAAGGCGCAGCCAUGAAUCCGUUAUUCGGUCCCAACCUCUUCCUCCUACAGCAGGAGCAGCAGGGACUGGCCGGGCCGCUGGGGGAACCCCUGGGAGGCGACCACUUCCCCGGCGGAGGGGACGUGCCCCCGGUGCCGCUCGCUCCGGCCGGCCCGGCUGCUUACUCGCCGCCCGGGCCGGGCCCGGCGCCCCCCGCCGCCAUGGCGCUCCGCAACGACCUGGGCUCCAACAUCAACGUGCUCAAGACCCUGAACCUCCGGUUCCGCUGCUUCCUGGCCAAGGUGCACGAGCUGGAGCGCCGCAACCGGCUGCUGGAAAAGCAACUGCAGCAGGCGCUGGAGGAGGGUAAGCAGAGCCGGCGGGGCCUGGCUCGCCGUGACCAGGCCGUGCAGACCGGCUUCGUCAGCCCCAUUCGGCCCCUGGGCCUUACCCUGGGCGCCCGGCCGGCCGCCGUCUGCACCCCGUCGGCGCUGGUGCUGGGCUCGCCCGCGCGCUCGCCAGCCGGUCCGCUCGCGCCCUCCUCGGCCUGCCACUCAUCGCCCUCCACUUCCACCUCCGCCGGCUACUCCUCGUCGGCCCGCUUCAUGCCCGGCACCAUCUGGUCCUUCUCUCACGCCCGCCGGCUCGGGCCGGGACUGGAGCCCACCCUAGUGCAAGGGCCUGGCCUGUCGUGGGUGCACCCCGAUGGGGUGGGCGUCCAGAUCGACACCAUCACCCCCGAGAUCCGCGCGCUCUACAACGUGCUGGCCAAAGUGAAGCGUGAGCGGGAUGAAUACAAGCGGAGGUGGGAAGAAGAGUACACGGUGCGCAUACAGCUGCAAGAGCGAGUGAGCGAGCUCCAGGAGGAAGCCCAAGAGGCUGAUGCCUGCCAGGAGGAGCUGGCGAUGAAGGUGGAGCAGUUGAAGGCUGAGCUGGUGGUCUUCAAGGGGCUCAUGAGCAAUAACCUGUCAGAGCUGGACACGAAGAUCCAGGAAAAGGCCAUGAAGGUGGACAUGGACAUCUGCCGCCGCAUCGACAUCACUGCCAAACUGUGCGACGUGGCUCAGCAGCGCAACUGUGAGGACGUGAUCAAGAUGUUCCAGAAGAAGCUGUCUCUGCACUUGUCUCCCAUUAAGGUCCCAUCCAUGGGGGGGCGGAAGCGGGAGCGCAAGGCUGCCAUCGAGGAGGACACCUCCCUGUCGGAGAGUGGCGGGCCCCAUCAGCCCGAUGGGGAUGAGGAGGAGAGCACAGCCUUCAGCAUCAACGAGGAGAUGCAGCGUAUGCUCAACCAGCUGAGGGAGUAUGAUUUUGAGGACGACUGUGACAGCCUGACUUGGGAGGAGACUGAGGAGACCCUGCUGCUUUGGGAGGAUUUCUCAGGCUAUGCCAUGGCAGCUGCAGAGGCCCAGGGAGAGCAGCAAGAGGACAGUUUGGAGAAGGUGAUUAAAGAUACUGAGUCCCUGUUCAAAACCCGGGAGAAAGAAUAUCAGGAAACCAUUGACCAGAUAGAGCUGGAGCUGGCCACGGCCAAGAAUGACAUGAACCGGCACCUGCACGAGUACAUGGAGAUGUGCAGCAUGAAGCGAGGUUUGGACGUGCAGAUGGAGACCUGUCGCCGGCUCAUCACGCAGUCUGGGGACCGAAAGUCUCCUGCUUUCACUGCGGUCCCGCUUAGCGACCCGCCGCCACCGCCAAGUGAGACUGAGGACUCCGAUCGUGAUGUCUCAUCUGAUAGCUCCCUGAGAUAGGGACCUCCCUCCAGCCCGGCUCCCCUGGGCCCACCCGGCUGGGAACUCACCAGGCAGAGGGUUGGGGGCUUAUGGAAGGGAAGCAUCAUCUGUCCUGCUGCACAAGCCUGGCUCUGGGGCCUGCGGCUCCUCCCUUGCCUUCCUCCCUUGGUCCUUGGCCUGGGGUGUCUGGAGCGAGGCUUAGCCUGCCCUUCCUGGGCGACCCCAGCUCACCUGGGGCACUCCUGCCUUCUUGCGUGGGUGUCUGCUACUUUCUCAUAUUUAAAAUGCUGCCAAGCGAUUGGGACCCCUGACCUUCUCCGCUAAGGAAUGUGAUUGUCAGAUCUUCCUUCCAUCCCUGUGGCCUCUAGAGCCUGCUUGAUGUCUGAUUCCGCACUGGUGCUAACCGACCCAGGCACUGGUAUGAAGUGGGUCAGGCCGAACUUUCCCUGGUGUGUGCAGCAUGUGGCAGGGGAGGGCUUCCCCUUCUGUUUCAGGUGGAGGAGGCGGGACUGGGCAGGGCUCUAUGUCCUCCCUCAGGGUCGGCUGCUGCUGACAGCAGUGAUGUGGCUAUGACCCCUUUCCUGGAAGUGCCGUACAUUAAAGGGGCCUCGUGCCCCGUUCUAGAUGGCAUCUGGGUUUGACUGGGUGCGGUAUUGUGGAGGGAGAUGGAAGCUCGUCUUCUAGUCACUGCUGAGUGACAAGAGAAUGUGAAGCUACUUCACGUGUGUGUGUGCAUGUGAGUGUACGCAGGUGGGUGUGUACAUUUAUUUGGUGUGCAUGCCCAUGGGUGUGCGGGUGCACAUGUCCUCAGGGUCUCAGUCUCUGUAAGUAUCAGCUGAAGAUGUGUCCUUCCAUGUCUGUCGUACACUGAGACCAACAUGCUGAGUAAGAGGUCCUUGGAAAGGGCUGGAGAAGUUGGGAGAUGCGACUGAUGACACCUCAGCAUAACUGCCAGCGGGGGGCGAUGCUGAGCUGACAUUUGAAUGGAAUCUUUAAUAAUAAUGAAACUGGAGAGUAUCGAACA
Manis javanica (Malayan pangolin) is the source of this 3175-nucleotide messenger RNA. RefSeq names its product intermediate filament family orphan 1 (gene IFFO1). NCBI's taxonomy places the organism in Eukaryota, Metazoa, Chordata, Mammalia, Pholidota, Manidae. The record is from RefSeq and is a predicted model, not a curated record.